CCUCAUCCCUCAGCAUCAGCGAGCGACUCGCGAGACUCCUCCUCACACGAGACAAACUUGCGCGGUGUCACUUCGCAAAGCCGCACGCCCGCCAGCCAGCCAGCCGUCACUCACUUCUGGUUACCCAACCGCCUCUCCACUUCAGACACAGAACCCCCUCCCUCCCUCCCAAAGUAAACCCCCCCACUGCUACCAUGCUGGCCUCCAACAUUCGCAGGAAGACCGUCAAGAAGGGCUUGGCCUUCACUAUCAUGACCGUUGGCUCCUCGGGACUCGGAAAGACGACCUUCCUGAACACCCUAUGCGAAUCACCCGUCGUCCGCAAGUACGACCACUCCAGCCCCGAAAAAGCUGCCCUCGAAAAGACCGUCAGCAUAAACCCCGUGUCGGUUGACAUGGAGGAAGAUGGUAUCAGACUGGCAUUGACGAUCGUCGACACCCCUGGGUUCGGCGACAACAUCAACAACGAGGGAGCCUUCACGGAUAUCCUCGCCUACAUCGAAAAACAAUUCGACGACGUCCUCCAAGAAGAGUCCCGCAUCAAACGUAACCCCAAAUCCCAAGACAACCGCGUCCACGUCCUCCUGUACUUUAUCCCUCCCACCGGCCACUCCCUCCGCGAAAUCGAUAUCGAAUUCAUGCGCAAGCUCGCCCACCGCGUGAACGUGAUCCCCGUCAUUGCGAAAGCCGACACCCUCACACCCCCCGAGCUGGCCGCGACCAAGAAACGCGUGAUGGAGGAUAUCGCGCACUACGGGAUCCCGAUCUACAAUUUCCCGUAUGAUGAGGGGGAGGAUGAUGAGGAGACUAUUGAGGAGAAUCGGGAGUUGAGGGCCGCCCUGCCAUUCGCAAUCGUCGGAUCCGAAGACGAGGUCGUCAUCGACGGACGGAGGAUCAGGUGUCGUCAGUACCCAUGGGGUAUCGUCGAAGUCGACAACGCCCGCCACUGCGACUUCUCCCAACUCCGCUACAGCCUCCUCUCCUCGCACCUGCACGACCUCAAAGAGAUCACGCACGAUUUCUUGUACGAGCAGUACCGGACUGAGACUCUCAGUGGUGGGAAUGGUGAUGGGGACGAGGGGGAGGAUGUGGUUGUUGAUGAUGAUGAUGAGGUGCCGUUGAGGGCGUAGUGGGGGAGAGGGAGGACAUCAUUGGCCGCUGGCGGAGUGAUGGAAAAAAAACAAACAUCAGGAUUUGGGAGGAGACUUUGGCGUAGUUGCAUUUUUCGCCGACGGCAGUAUAGCUUCCCCUAGAUAGCAGACACUAGACACUUUUCCCCGCAUAUAUAUAGACUUUUUUUCACUGUCCCGUUUCCUGGAAUCUCAUUUUUUUUUGUAUUACGUUUUUGUGCAAUGCAUCGGUUCUGUUUGAAAGAAAACAUCCACCGACGG
Molecule: messenger RNA, 1391 nt
Organism: Fimicolochytrium jonesii
Lineage: Eukaryota; Fungi; Chytridiomycota; Chytridiomycetes; Spizellomycetales; Powellomycetaceae
Product: Septin-type guanine nucleotide-binding (G) domain-containing protein
Exons: 7
Coding region: 195-1130 (311 amino acids)
Biological process (GO): cytoskeleton-dependent cytokinesis
Cellular component (GO): cytosol; septin complex; microtubule cytoskeleton
Molecular function (GO): GTPase activity; molecular adaptor activity; GTP binding
Source: RefSeq, a predicted model, not a curated record